This is a messenger RNA of Phasianus colchicus (ring-necked pheasant), 3833 nucleotides long. It is a transcript of the gene TSHZ3, whose product is annotated as teashirt zinc finger homeobox 3. NCBI's taxonomy places the organism in Eukaryota, Metazoa, Chordata, Aves, Galliformes, Phasianidae. Gene Ontology annotation, biological process: regulation of transcription by RNA polymerase II. Gene Ontology annotation, cellular component: nucleus. Gene Ontology annotation, molecular function: DNA-binding transcription factor activity, RNA polymerase II-specific; DNA binding. The record is from RefSeq and is a predicted model, not a curated record.
GGCCCUCCCGCCCGCGCACCUCUUCGGGGGGCUUCCCCUCCUCCUUCCUCCGGGGCGAUUUGUCAAACUUCCCCCCUCUUCUGCCAGCAGCAGCAGCAGCAGCAGCAGGGCUGUCCUCUCCUCUGUGCCGCCUCCUCCUCCUCCGCCGCCGCCUCCUCCUCCUCCUCCUCGGCAUCGUGCAUGCACAGCAACAAAAAAUAUAUCCCCGACCCAGCCCUCGAGCCGAGACUGGAGCAGCGCAGCGGAUCUCUGGGGCUAAAGCAACUCUUCCCACCCCCGCGCCGAGGCAGCCCCCCCCGCCGCCCGCAGCAUGCCGAGGAGGAAGCAGCAGGCGCCCCGGCGCGCAGCAGCCUAUGUUUCAGAUGAACUAAAAGCAGCAGCACUGGUGGAAGAAGAUGUGGAAGCUGAUGAAAACACAGCCGAUGGAGAGCCUUCUGCAAAAUAUGCAUGUCCAGAAAAAGACUUCAGUAAGAACUGCCAAAGCUACCAAAACUCUCCAGCAGCUGAAUUUUCAAGCCAUGAAAUGGACAGUGAAUCACAUAUCAGUGAGACGAGUGACCGCAUGGCAGACUUUGAGAGCAGUUCUAUUAAAAAUGAAGAAGAGAGCAAGGAGGUUUCAAUACCACUUGAAGACUCUACCGUAUCUGAUAGUUUAGAACAAAUGAAAGCUGUAUAUAACAACUUCCUCUCCAAUUCCUACUGGUCCAAUCUCAAUUUGAAUCUUCACCAGCCAAUUUCAGAAAAAAACAAUGGCAGCAGCAGCAGCAGCAGCAGUAGCAGCAGCAGUUGUGGAAGUGGCAGCUUUGACUGGCACCAGACUGCAAUGGCUAAAACGCUGCAGCAAGUUUCUCAGAGCAGAAUUCUUCCUGAACCAAGCCUUUUUAGCACAGUUCAAUUGUACAGACAAAGCAGUAAGCUUUAUGGCUCUAUAUUUACUGGAGCCAGUAAAUUCCGCUGUAAAGACUGCAGUGCUGCCUAUGAUACUUUAGUAGAAUUAACAGUGCACAUGAAUGAAACAGGACAUUAUCGAGAUGACAACCAUGAAACUGAUAACAAUAACCCUAAAAGAUGGUCCAAACCUCGUAAACGUUCUUUGCUUGAAAUGGAAGGGAAAGAAGAUGCCCAGAAAGUAUUAAAGUGUAUGUACUGUGGUCAUUCAUUUGAAUCUCUUCAGGAUUUGAGUGUUCAUAUGAUCAAAACAAAACACUACCAAAAAGUGCCUCUGAAGGAACCUGUUACACCUGUAGCAGCUAAAAUUAUCCCAGCUACUAGAAAGAAAGCAUCACUAGAGCUUGAACUUCCAAGUUCUCCAGAUUCCACAGGUGGGACACCAAAAGCACCCGUCUCAGACACCAACGAUGCACUUCAAAAGAAUUCCAAUCCUUACAUUACACCAAAUAAUCGCUAUGGUCACCAGAAUGGUGCCAGCUAUGCCUGGCACUUUGAAGCGAGGAAAUCUCAAAUUCUGAAGUGCAUGGAAUGUGGAAGUUCUCAUGACACUCUGCAGGAACUCACUGCCCACAUGAUGGUGACGGGACAUUUUAUUAAAGUCACCAACUCUGCCAUGAAAAAAGGGAAGCCUAUUAUAGAAGCCCCAGCAACGCCUACAAUAACAUCCUUAGUAGAUGAGAAGGUCCAGUCUGUGCCACUAGCUGCCACCACUUUUACAUCUCCUUCCAAUACGCCUUCUAGUGUUUCCCCUAAAUUAAAUGUUGAAAUAAAAAAAGAAGCAGAUAAAGAAAGAAGCACUGUUGAUGACAAAAUGAAAGAUAAAGAAAAGUCAAGUGAGGAUGAGGAGAAGUAUGAUAUCUCUUCGAAAUAUCAUUACUUGACUGAAAACGACCUAGAAGAAAGCCCUAAAGGGGGACUGGAUAUACUGAAGUCUUUAGAAAACACGGUUACAUCAGCUAUAAAUAAAGCCCAGAAUGGCACCCCGAGCUGGGGUGGCUACCCCAGCAUUCAUGCUGCUUAUCAGCUGCCUAAUAUGAUGAAGCUGUCAUUGGGUUCAUCUGGGAAGAGUACACCGUUAAAGCCCAUGUUUGGAAACAGUGAACUAGUAUCACCAUCUAAAAGCCAGCCCUUGGUAUCUCCACCAAGCAGCCAGACCUCACCUGUGCCAAAAACAAAUUUUCACGCCAUGGAAGAAUUAGUAAAGAAAGUCACUGAGAAGGUGGCUAAAGUAGAGGAAAAAAUGAAGGAGCCCGAAGGGAAGCUUUCUCCAAUGAAGCGUGCAACACCUUCACCGUGCAGUAGUGAAGUCAGUGAACCUCUUAAAAUGGAGGCCUCCAAUGAUGGUGGCUUUAAAAGCCAACAGAACAGCCCAGUCCCUCAAAGAGAUGGUUGCAAAGACAGUCCAACUGUAGAACCUGUGGAAAACGGGAAAGAGCCUGCAAAGUCAAUUGUAGGUUCUUUAAGUAGCAGCACGGCUAUCAUUACUGAUCACCCUCCUGAACAGCCAUUUGUAAACCCACUAAGUGCACUGCAGUCUGUCAUGAAUAUUCAUCUUGGGAAGGCAGCAAAGCCAUCUUUGCCCGCGUUGGAUCCAAUGAGCAUGCUUUUUAAAAUGAGCAACAGUUUGGCAGAAAAGGCUGCAGUGGCCACCCCACCUCUCCAGUCCAAAAAAACAGACCACUUAGACCGUUAUUUUUAUCAUGUCAACAAUGACCAACCCAUAGAUUUGACGAAAGGCAAGAGUGACAAAAGCUGCUCUUUGGGUUCAGCGCUUUUGUCAUCCACAUCGACAUCUUCUGCAUCUUCUUCAUCUACAGUGACAACAGCAAAGACAUCUGCAGUCGUGUCAUUCAUGUCAAACUCGCCGCUACGCGAGAAUGCCUUGUCAGAUAUAUCUGAUAUGCUGAAGAACCUGACAGAAAGUCACACAUCAAAAUCUUCCACACCUUCCAGCAUAUCUGAGAAAUCUGACAUUGAUGGUACCACAAUAGAGGAACCAGAAGAGAGUACACCAGCUCAGAAAAGGAAGGGACGUCAGUCUAACUGGAACCCUCAGCACUUGCUCAUCUUGCAGGCCCAGUUUGCAGCUAGUUUACGGCAGACUUCAGAGGGGAAAUACAUAAUGUCAGACUUGAGCCCUCAAGAAAGAAUGCACAUUUCCAGGUUUACGGGACUUUCAAUGACCACGAUUAGCCAUUGGCUAGCCAAUGUGAAAUACCAGCUCCGAAGGACGGGGGGAACUAAGUUCCUUAAAAAUUUGGACACUGGGCAUCCAGUGUUCUUUUGUAAUGACUGCGCUUCACAGAUCAGAACUCCUUCAACUUAUAUCAGUCAUCUUGAAUCGCAUCUGGGUUUCCGGUUAAGGGACUUGUCCAAACUGUCCAGUGAACAGAUUAACAAUCAGAUAGCACAAGCAAAGUCACCGUCUGAAAAGCUGGUGACAUCCUCUCCAGAGGAAGAUAUUGGAACUUCUUACCAGUGCAAACUUUGUAACAGGACUUUUGCAAGCAAGCAUGCUGUUAAACUUCAUCUUAGUAAAACACAUGGGAAGUCACCAGAGGAUCAUCUUCUGUAUGUUUCAGAGUUAGAGAAGCAGUAGCAUUUGCUUUUGAUUAAAAUAACUGUAAUUUGCUUUGAGGAAAACUGUCAAAGACGCCUUAAAGCUACUGUUUAAUUCUUGGCACAUGUUCUUAUUUUAACUCCAGAGUCGCUCUGGGCUGAACUGUUUUGUAUAACUGUACAGUGUUUAGAGGUGCAUAAUCAGCUGUUGUUACUGGUAAAAUAUGAAAGUUAAAAUGCAGUGGUAAGUGUUUGGAACUUUGUGUAAAUUGGAUUUAGUUGCUAUGCAUCCCUCUGAUGCAUCAAGCUGCAUGCAUUAACAG